This is a messenger RNA of Trametes versicolor FP-101664 SS1, 1107 nucleotides long. RefSeq names its product S-adenosyl-L-methionine-dependent methyltransferase. Lineage: Eukaryota; Fungi; Basidiomycota; Agaricomycetes; Polyporales; Polyporaceae. The transcript has 6 exons. The coding region runs from base 1 to 1107 and encodes 368 amino acids. The record is from RefSeq and is a predicted model, not a curated record. Gene Ontology annotation, molecular function: methyltransferase activity.
AUGGUAGUCAAGGCUCUCGAGUUCUACUCGGGGAUAGGCGGGCUCCAUCGCGCCCUCGCGCAGAGCGCGGCGCGAGGCAAUGUCGUGCGCGCGUACGACUGGGACCAGGCCGCCUGCCGUGUGUACGCUGCGAACUACGGGCCCAAGGCCGUGCAAAAGGUCGACAUCUCGUCGCUCGAGGCUACGGACCUUGCUGAGCUGGACGCGGACCUAUGGCUGCUUUCGCCUAGCUGUCAGCCUUACACGGUGCUGAACCCGUUGGCGAAGGGUGCCGAGGAUCCGCGCGCGAAGUCGUUUAUUCGGCUCAUGGAGAGCGUUCUUCCCGAGCUUGUUCGACUGCGGAAGCAUCCGCAAAAAUUGCUCGUCGAGAACGUCGCUGGAUUUGAGUCGUCCAGCACCCGCGAACGGCUGGUUGCAAACUUGCGUACUCUGGGUUAUACCACCCUGGAGCUACUCUUGACGCCUUUGCAAUUCGGGAUUCCCAACUCCCGUCUCCGGUAUUAUCUCCUUGCGAAGUUCAGCCCUUCAGAAUUUGUGGGAGCGAGUGAACAAGAAGACCGGGUCUGGCGACAUAUACCGGGCCGCGGAACCGACUGGGUCGAUACGAGAACGCUCUCCGGUGAGGAAGCACCUGGUGCUGUCACGGAGGUCCGAAAUUAUCUCGACGAAGAGUCCUCCGUCGAGCCGCAUCCGCAUGCCAUCCCAGAGAAGGUGCUGGAGAAAUGGGGUCGGCUCUUCGACAUCGUCCUGCCUUCUGCCAGGCGGACAUGCUGCUUCACUCGUGGGUACACCAAACUAGUAGAGCGCGCCGGGUCUGUCUUACAGAUGAAUGAGGACCUCGACACCACCCGCACUUUCGACACGUUCCUUGAUGCACAACGCGCAGGAGAUGAUAACGCGGUCCGGCUACUACGUCCGCUCCGUCUGCGGUAUCUUUCUCCCACUGAAUUGCUCCGCCUGUUCGAGUUUCUGCCUCCUCCGUCCACUGACUCGGCGUCCUUCUUUGCUUGGCCUGACCAGAUCACCACGAAAACGAAGUACAAGUUGUUAGGGAAUAGCGUGAAUGUACGGGUUGUUACCCAGCUAAUAAACUACCUGUUCGAAUAA